UGAAGGAUUUCUGCUGCGAGUGGGUUGCUGCAGCGAUUGAAUGGCGGGGCAAAUCCCAUUCCACGUGAUUUUUCACAUACAUUGAAGGUGGGAUGUGUUCAGAACCGCGGGCGCCAAGCUGGUUUCUCGAAAGUUCCCGCAAUUUCGCGUCCAAAAAUUCCGCUGGACAACGAAGCAACCAGCAGUCUAAGCGACGAAUGCAGAAGUGUCAGGAAUUGAGUGUCGAAACUUGAGCUGAUAAUAUCCGUUACUUCUCAAACCUCCUCUCGCUACAGUUCACCAUCUCAGCAUCUUUGUGAGAGAGUCCUACUUCGCUCUCUCAUCCGCAACAUCGCCAGCACAACCCUAGUGCUCCCUCUUCGAUCUCUAGCUUCCAUAAAUCGACGUUCAAGAUGAGUGUCGUUGGACUCGAUUUCGGCACGCAAAAUGCCGUGAUCGCGGUCGCCCGUAACAAAGGUGUUGAUGUCAUCGCCAACGAAGUUUCAAACAGAGCCACACCAUCUCUCGUGGGAUUCGGUCCAAAGAACAGAUACCUUGGUGAAGCUGCCAAGACCCAGGAAGUGUCAAAUUUGAAGAACACCGUCGGCUCCCUCACCCGAUUGGCAGGCCGCUCUCUUAACGAUCCCGAUGUCCAGAUUGAGCAGGAAUACCUGUCAGCGCUGCUGGUUGAUGUCAAUGGACAGGUCGGCGCUGAGGUUACAUACCUUGGCAAGAAAGAGAGGUUUACGGCAACCCAGUUGGCCGCCAUGUUCUUGACAAAGGUUAGGGAGACGGCCUCGAAAGAGUUGAAACUGCCCGUGAACGACAUGGUUAUUGCGGUGCCGGCUUGGUACACAGACGCUCAGCGACGCAGCCUUCUGGACGCCGCCGAGAUUUCGGGACUGAAGGUCCUGCGCUUGAUCAACGAAACCACUGCGACUGCGCUGGGCUACGGUAUCACAAAGGUCGACCUGCCAUCUGCUGAGGAGAAGCCGCGCAGAGUGGCAUUCGUGGAUAUCGGACACAGCAACUACACCUGCUCGAUUUGCGAGUUCAAGAAGGGUGAGCUGAAGGUGGUGUCGACCGCAUAUGACCGCCACUUUGGUGGACGAAACUUCGACAAGGCCAUCAUCGAUCAUUUCCGCAAGGAGUUCAAGGAGAAGAACAAGAUCGACAUCAAUGAGAAUCCCAAAGCGCGAGUGCGUGUCGCUGCCGCUGUGGAGAAAUUGAAGAAGGUUCUCUCCGCCAAUGCCGUUGCCCCGAUCAACAUCGAAUCUCUCAUGAAUGACGUGGAUGUGCGUGGACAAUUGAAGCGCGAGGAGAUGGAGGAACUUCUCAAGCCCCUCCUGGAGCGAUCCAUUGUUCCGCUUGAGCAGGCCUUGACUGAGGCAAAGCUCAAGGUUGAGGACAUCGAUUCGAUUGAGUUGGUCGGUGGCUGUACCCGUGUGCCAGCACUCAAGGCUGCCAUCCAGAACUUCUUCGGCAAGCCGCUAUCCUUCACCAUGAACGCUGACGAGGCGAUUGCUCGAGGUUGUGCAUUCAGCUGCGCUAUUCUGUCACCCGUGUUCCGCGUUCGCGAUUUCAGCGUCCAGGACAUCGUCAGCUACCCGAUCGAAUUCGCUUGGGAGAAAUCUCCUGAGAUCCCGGACGAAGACACCAACCUCACAGUCUUCAACAAGGGCAACCCCAUGCCAUCGACCAAGAUUCUCACAUUCUACCGGAAGCAAGCAUUUGAUCUCGAGGCGAGGUACGCUAAGCCAGAAGGCCUUCCGGGCAAGGUCAACCCAUGGAUCGGUCGCUUCAGCGUGAAGGGUGUCAAGGCCGACAGCAAGGACGACUUCAUGGUUUGCAAGCUUAAGGCGCGUGUGAACCUUCACGGUAUUCUCAACCUUGACAAGGGUUACUACGUCGAGGAUGAGGAGUUCGAGGAGCCUAUUCCUGAAUCAAAAGACGCGGAUGCCAUGGAUACUGAUGACAAGAAGGGCGACGCAAAGGCUGCACCCAAGACACGCAAAGUCAAGCGAGCAGUCACCAAGGGCGACUUGCCCCUCUCUGCGGGCACUGCGUCUCUUGACCAAGCAAGCAAGGACUUGCUUCUCGAGCAAGAAGGUCAAAUGAUCGCAGAGGACAAGCUGGUCGCCGAGACCGAGGACAAGAAGAACGAACUUGAGUCCGAGAUCUACUCGAUGCGAUCAAGAAUUGACGAGCCUUACACAAGCAACGGCUACUCCGAUUUUGCUAGCGAGCAAGAGAAGGAGAAGAUCCGCGAGAAGUGCUCACAACUGGAGGACUGGUUGUACGACGAUGGUGACGACGCUAGCAAGGGCCAGUACAUUGCCAAAUUGGACGAGCUCCGUGCAUCAGCAGGCCCGAUCAUUCAGCGAUUCAACGACAAGCGCCAGGAGGAGGACGAAGCCCGGAGGAAGCUCCAGGAAGAGGCUGCGGCUAAACGCAAGGUCGAAGAGGAAGCGCGUCGCAAGGCUGAGGAGGAGAAGCGAAAGGCCGAGGAGGCUAACAAGUCCUCAAAGCCGGACGAGGAGAUGAAGGACGCGCCGGCUGAUGCUGACGGCGCCGCACCCGCCGAGGUCGAGGAGGCGUAAUUGUGUGCCGAAAAGGGUCAUUUUGGACUUCCUGCUGCGAGCAACGAUGUGAUGAAGAAAUAGAUACGGUGCAACUGCUGCAUUUUACGUAA
Molecule: messenger RNA, 2671 nt
Organism: Dissoconium aciculare CBS 342.82
Lineage: Eukaryota; Fungi; Ascomycota; Dothideomycetes; Mycosphaerellales; Dissoconiaceae
Product: heat shock protein 70
Exons: 6
Coding region: 393-2579 (728 amino acids)
Biological process (GO): protein folding
Cellular component (GO): nucleus; cytosol
Molecular function (GO): ATP binding; ATP-dependent protein folding chaperone
Source: RefSeq, a predicted model, not a curated record